This is a messenger RNA of Procambarus clarkii (red swamp crayfish), 2601 nucleotides long. RefSeq lists its product as uncharacterized. Gene Ontology annotation, molecular function: RNA binding; pseudouridine synthase activity. Gene Ontology annotation, biological process: tRNA pseudouridine synthesis; mRNA pseudouridine synthesis. Lineage: Eukaryota; Metazoa; Arthropoda; Malacostraca; Decapoda; Cambaridae. The record is from RefSeq and is a predicted model, not a curated record. Gene Ontology annotation, cellular component: cytoplasm; nucleus.
CACGAGCUGCCGCCUCCAUUGUUAAGGGAAAUCCGGCGUUGAUGACGUCGCUGUAGUAUAAUCCGGCGUAUUGGAGAGUGUUGUUGUUGACGUUGUCAAGUGUUGAGUGCCUUGUUGUUGUGUACUCCCAGGGUUGGAAGAAUAAAGGAAAGCGGCAGUAAUGGAGGAUAGAGGAAUACGUAGAAAACGGGGGAGGCCAAGGAAGAAACCAAAAAUUGAAAUAGAAGAAGAGGAGGAGAUGAUGUCUUACAAGGAACUUCAAGCAAAGAUAAAAAUGUUAGAAGAGCACAAUCAGAAGUUAACGCAGCUACUUUCACAAAGUCCUGUACCAUGUAGAACUCUAGAAACGGAGAAGACAGCCAAGAAAAAGACAAGAAAAAACAUCGCAUGUUACCCAAAAAGGCAAGUUCUACUGAAAAUUGUUUACCUUGGAUGGGACUACCAAAGUUGUGCUUCUCAAGAAGACAUACAAAAGACUAUUGAAGACAAACUGCUGCAGGCUCUACUAAAGAUUACAUUAAUAGAUGCUCUUGACACUUCACAAUUUCACAGGUGUGGAAAAGAUGACCAUGGAUUUAACCCAUUCAACCAAACAGUCUCCAUUGUACUUCGUAGUCGCCUGAACUCUGGUUUAGGUGUAAUUCCUUUUGAAAAAAAUGGAAUGACAAUUAAAGAAGAACCAAUUGAUGAAGGCCAAGACGAUGAUGACAGUAUUCAAGAGGAGAUCAAAUAUACUGAAUUAGUGAAUAAAGUUCUUCCACCAGAAAUUAGAGUGGUGGCGUGGUGUCCAGUACAGCCGGGUUAUCCUGAGAGGUUUGAUAGUCCACUCUGCACUUACAAAUAUUUCUUUCCAAGAGGAAAUUUAAAUAUACAUAUGAUGGAGGAAGCCGCACAACAUCUGAUUGGUCGUCAUAAUUAUAUUAGUUUAUACAAGAGAGAUGCCAGUAAAGGAAUAAACUGUCUCUUUAGGGUGAUCUAUUCUGUGGAUAUUUGUCCCACGUGCUGUGAUCUUCGUGCAACAGAUGAUAGCAAGCCUCUGUGUGAUCCAGUUGAGUACAUACGAAUACACACACAAACGGAAAGUGAAAAUGAAAUGGAAAGUGAAUCGGAUACUGAUACCAAAGAAAAUUUUAGCCAAGAUGACGGUAAACUAGUAGGGACAAGACAACAUUCUGCUCGUGAUAAACCAUCCUCUGCCGCAACAAAGAGACAUGGAUGUAAAAGAGCCUUAAGCAACGAUGGUUAUGAUGUGUGUGUCAUUACCAUUAAAGGCCAAGACUUUUUGUGGGAUGAAAUACGAAAAAUUGUGGCUGCACUGUUUAGCAUCGGAGAAGGAAAGGGCAGACCAGGAAGUAUAUUGGAGUUAUUGGACGUUAAAAAUAGUCUUAGGACACCACAGCAGUCAAUUGCAAGUGAAAUGCCUUUACAACUUUAUCAAACCACUUUUGAAGGAGAAAAGUGGCAAUGGGACAAGAAGGCUUUAAGACUGAUUGUUUCUCGACUUCAGGCCUUCUGGUGCCAGCAGUCUGUUCGUGCUGCAGCAAUGAGACAUACACUGUGGGAUCUUGAGAACUGCUACCUAGAGAACACAUCAGACAUAAUGCAGGAAGAUGUCACCACAUUUGAUCUUCCACAAGACCAGUGUGAGAACUUGAUUGGUCGGGAAAAAGCUCAUAUAUUCUUGUCACAUACCCAAGCAGCUAAUACUGAUCAUGUUUAUUCCACACAGAAGCCUAAAUUAACAGUAGCUGGCAGCAAAACUGAAGAUGAGGAUUUCAACCACACCGCUACACUUCUCCUGAUUGAAUUAAUCAGACAAAGAUUCCAAAGGUUUCUUUUGAUACGAACAAGACCAGCAGUUUACAAGGAACUACAAGAGGAGAUGUGCUUUCGAGGAUUCUCUUUCUCUUUAGAAAAGAUCAGAAAAAAGUGGAACGGUCUCAUAACAACAUACCAGAAAAUUAAGGAACGGAAGCGUAACAGCAAUGACUUGUCCGACAAAUUAUCUUGGGAUUAUUACCAGCUGCUUGAUGAUUUGUUGGGCACAACUGUCCUCGCCGUGCCACCAUCCGAGUCUGUUGAAACACCGGCUCCCAAACCUCAUGUUGAUAUGAGUCACCUGCAACCAAACAAAUCGCUGACAGUGGCAAAACCACCUACCAUCAAGAAAUGUACGGCAGAUAUGCUUUCCUCUCGGGUAAUGCAGCCAGCAGUUACUCUUCCCACUCCUCAAGCAGUAUGUCAGUUCGCUGCACCUGUUACUACUCUACUGCACCAUGAUGGCGAUACAGUCUUUGCAACCCAGACCACAGCACCAGCCGCAGGAGUGGAUGAAAAGCCCAUGAGAGGUGCUUCUGAUGUAGCCACAGUCUUCUUGGAAUAUAACCUUCAGUUGGGGGAAAAGCGGCUAGAUAAAAUGGAACAACAUAUUCUGUAUAUGGCAGAAAAAGCAGCAAGGAAAUUGGAAUACAAAAAAAGGAAGGAAGAAAGAGAGCAAUUGAAUCUGAAAGCAUUGACAGCCAUUGGUAGAGCCUCGGAAGAACUGAAAAGUGGAUUGCUGAGUAUUUGAUGUACAAUAAAAUAUUUUAUAUAAUUACAGAA